CGUCUUUUAUUGUUCCCCACAAUAAAAAUCUUCAUUGCUUCAACUUCACAUCAUGCUGCGCUCCCUGCGCCGUGUCUGGCUUGGCGGCGGCGUGGAGUCCACGGUGGACGCCUCGCUGCGCCGACUGAAGCCGCUUCCCGACGCAGUGCCGCCGCUCUUCUCCGGCCCCAACAAGCCGGAGGAGCCCAAAGCUGCGGCCAAUCUCAACAACGAGCAGCGGCUGGGCGACGUGGUCUGGAAACCCGAGCAAGAGUUCCCUGGUCGCUCUGUAAUCGACCGCCAUGCCAUGACCCUGUCCCGCGAAAUGCAGGUGCUUCUCCGUAUUGCACGGGUAUCCGUCCACAGCAUCGCACAGCCCGCGAGACUAGCGCUUCUUGGCGUAUGCUCCAGUGGCGUGAUGGGUCUGUCGGCCUACGAGGCGUAUCUGCUGCUAGAUUCCGUGCAGCCAUUUACUGUGGACUCAUUACUGUUUAUGUAUAAGUACGCGACGCAUAACUUCUUGGCCAGUUGCAUCUGGGAGACGCGGGCGCCGGAGCUCGUGGCUCAAUCACUAGGACUAGACCCAACGCAGUUAUUAAGAGCGUUCCAUCCAGCGACGUCAAGCGCUGAUGCAACACUGCAGCUGAGGAUCAUGAGCGUGUUCACUACUCGAGCCAUGUUGGCGGGUUUCAUGGUCGUAACUCAGUUGCUAAACAUUGUAAGAGCGAGUGGAACAGCGGCGUUUGGAUACUUGGAAAACGUGUACAACGGACUCGAACCUCCAUUGCAGGGGAUUGAGGAACGCAUUAUCCGUCUUGCAGGUAAAGAAAGCGACGUCACGGAGGUGUCGAUGGCGCGUUAUGGAGCGCAUAUCCUGCCUGUGUUUGAGGACCCAGAGCGACAUCGACAUCUUGUGGCGCAGUGGUCGCUCGGAGGACGAGUGCCUUGCAUUUGGCGGGUACCUAAGGGACAGUACGGUUUCCGUCACUCGUGGACAGGUCUCCAUGUUGAUGGGUCCUUCUUACUUCGUACUACUACGGGCAAGUACAUUUUGUGCAUCGAGGCGGAUGCCACACUGAAAGAUAGAGCCUUCGAGUUACGAGUGAUGCCCGAGACGCCACUACCGAAGGACGAAGAGCUCUCGAUCGAAGAUGCUUCACAAGCCUAUCGUCUUGUGGAGCGACAAGCAGCACUGGCACUUAAACGACCAUUUCGUAGUCUUUGUGUGCUGUUGGGGGACUCUCGUCAGCCCUGUGAUCUCGGUGGCGAGUCGUUCGUCACGCUGCGUGAACGAAUGCGUCUUAAGCAAGAGGUGAAUGUGCUAAUUGACUCGAAAGCACCUUUACUGCUGGAGGUUCUGAAGUGGUGUGGACGCUUUGUCGACGACAGGAAGACGCUGGUUCUGGAUGUGACGCCUCACAACUUCACGCCGCUGAAACUGUUCUUGGAACAUUAUGGAUAUGCUGUCCUAACUCCAGCUGAAGCUGUGGAUUUCGAAGAGCGUGAGCGAGCUGAGAUCGCAGCAGAGACAAAGAUGAAAGCUGAAGCAGAGGAACAGGAGGAACGGCAUUGUCAAGAAUUGGAGGAACAAGAACUUGCACUGGCAGCAGCAUCGUGGGCUAAGGGGAGACCACGUGCUCCUGUUCUUGAUUCUAAAAACAAGAACAACGAUAACUCUCAGAUAGCUGAAGAGAACAACGAAAACUCUAAGAUAGCUGAAAAGAACGGGGAUUCCGCGCACAACAAGAGCACUACACCAGAGAAGUCAGCAGUGAAGGAUAAAGAGAAUGGCAAAGAUAAGAGCGAUGAAUCGCCCGCUGCACGACGAGGUAAGAAGCCAGAAAAGCUUCCUCGUCUGCUGUAUUACCCGACGACUGCGGCUACCAUCAACGCUGUGCAUGCCACCUUAACUUCUGGCGAUGGUUUGUCAGAUCCACGACGAUGUUGCGUGCUGAUCAACCAACCUUUUGGCCUUGAGCAUCUGGACGAACUAGCAGAGGAUGCAGGCGAGAAAUUCCAUCCUGUGUGCGCUGCCGAGAUCUACGACGACUAUUUCCGUCAGGUGAGGAUCUGGACGCGUAUGGGUCAUUCGGCCGCUGUCAUCCAGCGUGAACUCGACCAACGUUUUGAACCUGUCCGCGAUGUCUUGGAUACCAUCGCGACAUUGAGUCAAUCAACAGCAAGUCCCAAUUCUAAAGAAUAGAGAUCUGGAAAUUAAAAUAGAGAUCUGGAAAUUAGAACUCUUACCUGAUUAGAGUCGAUAAUAAUAAAGGAACCUACAUGUACCAACAUGCUUCUCAAUUGAAGAGGUUGCGAGUGAGCAGGUAGCCAGACAGCAGCAGGAACAAUGCCACUCCAUAGACGAGCAUCCUGGCGAUAAUCUGGCAAGCUGCAACAUCCGCAGGUUGCAGCUCGC
Molecule: messenger RNA, 2395 nt
Organism: Phytophthora nicotianae INRA-310
Lineage: Eukaryota; Oomycota; Peronosporomycetes; Peronosporales; Peronosporaceae
Exons: 1
Coding region: 53-2182 (709 amino acids)
Source: RefSeq, a predicted model, not a curated record